This is a messenger RNA of Marasmius oreades (fairy-ring Marasmius), 3188 nucleotides long. RefSeq lists its product as uncharacterized. Gene Ontology annotation, biological process: spindle assembly; mitotic cell cycle; meiotic cell cycle. The record is from RefSeq and is a predicted model, not a curated record. Gene Ontology annotation, cellular component: centrosome; spindle pole; gamma-tubulin complex. NCBI's taxonomy places the organism in Eukaryota, Fungi, Basidiomycota, Agaricomycetes, Agaricales, Marasmiaceae. The transcript is spliced from 8 exons. The coding region runs from base 17 to 2119 and encodes 700 amino acids. Gene Ontology annotation, molecular function: gamma-tubulin binding; microtubule minus-end binding.
GUUACAGGGUGACACAAUGUCUCUUUUUCCAGAGGUAGCUGCUAUCGAGGAAGUCUUCGAUGAACACCAUCUUUCAUGUUUACAGCCAAUACUGCUAUCUUAUUCUGUUCCUCGUUUACUCGAUAAACCACAGGAUCCUAUAAUCGACACUCUCAAGCGUUCGUUUAAGGACCACAACCCGACGAUUAUCGAACCUUAUGGCCGCGAGACAACAUCACAAACGAACACAUUGGAGCUUAUCAUUAGAAAUUACUCGAAGGCAUCAAACGUUCCAGAGAUACACACCAACGAUGUAUGGGAGGCUGCUGUAAAGCAAAGAAUCAACGAACAGAGUCAAGUACGCUCGUGGGAUAGCCUACGGACACCAUAUCCUAUUCCGAGCUCUACAACUGGAUUUUUAUCCGAACAAGAUAGUAUUAUGUUUGCUGCCGCCCGACAUCAUUUACAGCCUCAACUCCAGGAGACUGAUACCGAUGUUCAAUACGUCUUUCAGGACGAUUUACUCUGGAGCUUGAGGAGGACUGCAUUGGGUGCCUCUACAUCGUUGCAUGAGUGGGACUCUGUGACCGAAUCGUUUAUCAAUCGGUCAAACCGAAAAGAUAACAAGAGUGUGUUCAUCGUAUUCGGAAAAGACCAGAUCAUAAGUGACAGUAUCACCUCUGUGUUUUUGACUAUUGGUGCAGCGUUGCGGCGUCUGGAACGAUUCGUUUCAGAAAUUCGGGCAAGAACGGCUGGGUCACUACCUACCCAUCAUGCUUUCGCUCACGCCCUCACAACGUGCCUAUCCUUCAUACGUCAAUUGCUGGAUGACUGUUCCCCUCGGGAGUUUGAAGCAACGAUGGAAAGCGACCUGUGCGCCACCUUGGCACAAUACCGACCGAUUCAGGAGAUACUGCUUGCCCUCCUAGCGUUUUGCAACCGUGAUCUCGACGUACAUCCUUCUAACUAUAAGGCUCUCUCGACACCUGCGCACAUUUUUCUAUCGCUUCUAUUCGAAUCCCUUGACCAUCAUCUAGAAAACAAAUCCCCCCGUGCUGUGAGCGCCAUUUUCGCCUUCGUCCUGACCGAAGCCUCGAAACAUUACACGGACGCAAUAUCUAGAAUGGUCGGCUUCAAUGAUUACAGGGAAAGUGGCAGCGAAAUCGGUCUCUUGGAAAUGUCCAACGACUUUCCAGCUUUUUUCUCUUCUGAGCUGGCAAAUGCCUUGCCCACUGCUCGAAGGUCCUUGAAGCUUCUUCAAGCAGCUUAUCCAGAGCAGGCCAUUCUGAACGAAAAGCGUCGCACUCCCAUUUGUUGGUUCUGGACAGAGGUCGAAAUUAAUGAAGCAUUUUUCAAUGAUCUACCCCCAAGAACACUGGAUGGGCCACCUCUCCAGGAAGUUCGCGAGGAGCAAUUGUCGAGGGUGCCUGCGCACUAUAGACCAGAACUCUUACAGUUUCGUACAUUCGACUUGGAACCGGGCUCAGGCAUUGGUCCUUCGUGUUUCAAUCGUAAUCACGAGACCGCCGCAGAGGCACGUCUGCGAAAUUUCAUUGCCGGCUUUCCCGAAACUUUGCCUGCCGUUGCACCCACACUUACUCACUUAUCCGCUCUGGUGUUGAAGCCGUUGCUGUUGCAUUGCUCGACACUAUCGAGCACCCUUCUCUCAAUUUUCUUGUCCCUUCCUUCUCCCUUGAAUCUCCAGGCGCAUUUGCAACUCAUGAAAUCUUACAUGCUUCUCACAACACCAUGUUUCAAAGCGAGGUUGUCCGCAGCUUUAUUCUCGGAUUCAUUGGAAUUCACAGUUAGUGAGCAAUGUAGGCAACUCUUCUCCUUGGGAUCUCAUCGGCGAACCUCACGACGGUCUGGGACUAUCGAGGAUAAGGUUUGGGCCGUAGGUUUAGCUCCUGCCCUUCUGGAAAGAGAUAUCUGGCCUCCAAUCGGCGCAGACCUGAGUUUUUUCCUUAGGACUGUCAUAUUUGAUUCUUUCGAUGCUGGUGACGGUGGUAAGGACGUGCGUCGAAAGGCAGUCGAGGAAGUCGAGAGUCGCCUCGGAUUUGCCAUUCGAGGCUCUGAAGGAAACGAGGACUGGUCGGAUCCAUUGGUUAUAGAGUUCAGUCUCAACAUUUCACUGCUUUGAUUCUGGUUUUGAUUCGUACUUCGCUGCAGAGCUCUUGACUUCUUGUAUAUGGACUACAAGCCGCCACCUCCACUUGAUAUAGUGAUCACAACUGAUAUCAUCUUCAAGUAUCAACGGUUAUUUGCUCUACUACUUCGGGUGUUGCGUGAGUGCGAUUGCUGCUGUGUUUCGUAUGACCAGAAGCUCCGUCAAUCCCCCCUUUCAGACCUUGGCUGGUUCACGUCAAUUGCUAUUGCACUUUCGUUUCAUUUCUCAGCAGUUUGUGAGCAGCUUAUCUGCGUAUAUAUACGACACUGCCAUAGGCGGGAAUUUCGACCCCUUCCUCAGCAAGCUCCGGGUAGAGGAACAAGCGCCUUUUCCAGACGUUUUCUCUCUCACAGAAGCCCACUCAGACAUGAUGGACGACAUUUUGACAGCAUGUCUCGCGAGGACAAGUCAGCGGGUGGCGGGAACUCUCCUGCGAGACUGCUUAAACAUCAUCCUUAAGUUCGCGAUUUCUGUUGGUGAACUCCACCGCGGACGCUUGAAGGAGUACGAGGCUUCAUCGGUGAUAGAAGAUUUAUUUCAUAGGAUGCGGAAGAAAACAGAAGCCUUGGUCAAGGUACUGAAAACUAUGCUUGAAAAGACUAUGGGUCCCAGCACACUAGCUGACACAUCUUGGACUGGCUCCCAUGUGCACGGGCCGGUUGGCGGGACAGAGGCCUUGCUUCAUUUCCUGACUCGUCUCGACUUUAGAGACUGGUGGUCCAAAUCCGAAUAAGUUCCUGUUACUCUCCAGAACAGAUGAUAUCUGUGUCCGUUUCGUGGCCAACCUCUCAACUCUGAACGGAGAUCUCGUCUUCGGAAGAACAAAAUCGAAUCGCAACCGGCCCGCGUUUAGGUAUCUGGAUCGUAUUAGCUGACAAUCCGGAUCGAAGGAACUCAGGGUUUAAAGGAACUCAUCGGAGUACAUCAAGGAUAUACAUAACAUAUGGACCACUAUAUAGAGGACAAGACAAUUACCAUAAGAUCUUCUACGCUCUUCGGACCGGGACAAUACGGUCAUGUGAGUUAACUUUCGACAGUCACG